Molecule: messenger RNA, 1146 nt
Organism: Caenorhabditis angaria
Lineage: Eukaryota; Metazoa; Nematoda; Chromadorea; Rhabditida; Rhabditidae
Source: the annotation of a GenBank genome assembly
AUGCAUACUCUUAGAUCAUUAUUCGACUACUCCUACGAUUUGAGAGUGAGUUCCGUUAUUUUCCAUUUGUUUUUUCUUUGAAAAUACGAUAUCUUCAGUUGAAAUCACGAUUUAAAUACUCAUGUCAUUAUUGCGAGAAAAAUCGUCUUUUUUGCAAAGAUGUUACAGCGAUUUCGAGUGGAAGACGUGAUAUAUUGGAAAAAUGGGUGGAUAUAUUGGGUGGUACAUUUCAGAAAAAUAUAAUAGGAUUGAAGACAAUCACGAUAUGUAGAAGCCAUUUCAAAGAGACGUGGACCAAAAAUCGACCGCUCGAUUUAUUGCCUUUUGCCGAUUUGGGAAGACCUGAUAUUAUUCCAGAAUAUGAGCAUAUAAAAAAGGAAAUUAAAAUGAAAUCGGAACAUGUGAGUUUUUAUCUUCAGAAAAAGUUUCAUAAAUAAUUAGAUGUCGAAUUUUCAGAGUCACUUAUUUCACAAAUGUGCAUAUUGCGGAAAAAUCAAAACAUUUAUUCAAAUGACAUCUGUUCCACCAAAUGAAUAUAUUUUCAAUAAAUGGGUUGCAAUAUUAGGAGACGAAUUCAAGAAAAAUGUUGAAAAUUGUGAAAGAAAAAUCUCAGCGAUUUGUAGAACUCAUUUUGAUGUGAAAUUUCGACAUCGGCCACAAUCAUUGUUGCCAAAAUCAAUGGAAAUGCAAGAAAAACAAGAAAAAUGUGUGAAAAUCGAGGAAAAAGAGCAAAAAGAUGAGCCAAAUAUGUUGGAAUGUUGUUAUUGUUCGGAAAUUCGAAAUAAUUUGAAUGAAAUGGUUCAAACUCCAAAAGAUACAAAAGGUUUAUUGAGAUGGGCUGAUAUUCUAGGACCGAUAUUUUAUGAUAAUUUUAUGAAGAGAAAAAAUCGAUAUAUUUGUUUGGAACAUUUGAAAAAGGGUUCGAAACGAGUUUUCAAUGAUGAAAUUAUGAAGGAAUUUAAACAGAAACAGAUUUUGAAAGAGAAACAGAAGGGUUUGAUUCCCAAUAUUCUGAAAGAAGAAGAAGAAAUUGAAAUUGAGAUGAAGCCUAGAAUUGAGAAGAUUUUGAUCGAAAACGAUUUUACAAUGGAGGAAGAAGUAAAACCAAUGAAAUUGAAGAAAAUAAAACAAGAAAUUCAGGAAUAG